Molecule: messenger RNA, 1688 nt
Organism: Gymnogyps californianus (California condor)
Lineage: Eukaryota; Metazoa; Chordata; Aves; Accipitriformes; Cathartidae
Product: cohesin subunit SA-3-like
Exons: 15
Biological process (GO): sister chromatid cohesion
Cellular component (GO): nucleus; cohesin complex; chromatin
Molecular function (GO): chromatin binding
Source: RefSeq, a predicted model, not a curated record
AUGCCCCUGCGGCGCUCAGCCCGUGUCCAGGGUGCCGCCUCCAGCUCCGGCUCCUCCGCCGGGCUGGGCCCCGGCUCCAGCCCUGCGCCGGGGUCAGCUGGGGUGCGGAGCAGCUCCCCGCCGUCGCUGCCAGCCCCGGACAGCCCGGACCUCAGCAGCGGUGACUCCGGCAGCGACUUCGAGGACACGCUGCGGCUGCGCAGCAAGCGGGGACCCCACCGGGUGCUGAGCCACGGCCCUGUCUCGAAGCGUCCCCGGAGGAGGGAGCCCGGCGGGGACGGGAGCAGUCUGGCCGCGAGCAGCCCAGAGCAAAACACCCUGUUUGAGGCUGUCAGGUCGGCCAAGAUCGCCGUCGAGACGGUGGUGGACGACUGGCUGGAGACCUACAAGCAGGACCGCGAGACAGGGUUCCUGGAGCUUGUCAACUUUAUCAUCCGCUCCUGCGGCUGCAAAGGCAUGGUGACCCCGAAGAUGUUUAGGCACCUGCAGAACUCGGAGAUCAUCCAGCAGCUGACAGAGAAGUUCGAGGAGGAUUCGGCUGAGUACCCGCUCUCGCUGGGCACCCAGCCCUGGCGCCGCUUCCGGGCCGGCUUCUGCGAGCUGAUGGCGGCGGUGGUGCGGCGAUGCCAGUACAGCGUUGUCUACGACGAGUUCCUGAUGGACGCCCUCAUCUCCCUGCUCACCGGCCUCUCUGACUCCCAGGUGCGGGCUUUCCGCCACACCAGCACCCUGGCAGCCAUGAAGCUGAUGACAGCGCUGGUGAACGUGGCGCUGGGUGUGAGCCUGCACCAGGAGAACAACCAGCGGCAGUAUGAGGCCGAGCGGAGCAAGGGGCUUGGCCGCCAGGCCACCGACAAGCUGGAGACACUGCUGGAGAAGCGCCGGGAGCUCCAGGAGCAGCAGAAGGAGAUCGAGAACAUGAUGAACGCCGUCUUCAAGGGCGUCUUCGUGCACCGCUACAGAGACGUGGUGCCCGAGAUCCGGGCCAUCUGCAUGGAGGAGCUGGGGACGUGGAUGAGGAGCUACGCAGCCUCCUUCCUCACCGACGGCUACCUCAAGUACAUCGGCUGGACCCUGCACGACAAGCAGCGGGAAGUGCGCCUGCAGUGCGUGAAGGUGCUGCAGGGGCUGUACUGCCACCGGGACAUGGCUGCCCACAUGGAGCUCUUCACCAGCCGCUUCAAGACCCGCAUGGUGUCCAUGGUGCUCGACAAGGAGCCCGAUGUGGCCGUGGAAGUGGUGAAGCUGCUGACGCUGAUGCUGGAGAACAUGGAGGAGGCGCUGACGGAGGAGGACUGCCAGAGCGUCUACCCCGUGGUCUACGUAUCCAGCCGGGCGCUGGCCUCCGCUGCCGGGCUUUUCCUCUACCGCAGGCUGCUGGACCCCCAGCGAGAGGCGGGCAGGGAGCCAUCUCGCGAUGGGGAGAACAGGAUCUUUUUCCGGCUGCUUCUGGCCUUCUUCAUCGAAAGCGAGCUCCACGAGCACGCAGCCUACUUGGUGGACAGCCUGUGGGACUGCGCUGGGCCACGGCUGAGGGACUGGGAGACCAUCAGCGCUUUGCUGCUGGAGGAGUCGCCCACCGAGGGCCUGGCAGACCGGCAGGAGAAGGCACUGGUGGAGAUCCUGGCAGCCAGCGUGGUCCAGGUGGCCGAGGGCAGCCCCCGGUGGGCCGCGGCCCGGCCAAGAAG